This is a messenger RNA of Drosophila kikkawai, 2000 nucleotides long. RefSeq lists its product as uncharacterized. Gene Ontology annotation, molecular function: DNA binding. NCBI's taxonomy places the organism in Eukaryota, Metazoa, Arthropoda, Insecta, Diptera, Drosophilidae. The record is from RefSeq and is a predicted model, not a curated record.
CAGACCGAGAGCGAAUCGGUUGUAUAUAUGUAUGUAUACUAUAUACAAAUUAUCUGUUGAACAUGUGUUUUAGUCUUCGACCGCCUUUCACACGAUUUGGAGAUUCAGCGUGCGCCCGAUUUUGUGCCUAAAAACCUGCUGCAAAUUUGUUUAAAAAUCAAGUCUAUGCUUCUAAAAGUGCAACAACAAUAAGGCUACAUUCAUAUUCAAAGAGAGGGAGAGUUACCCACCCACCAAGAGAGUAAACCCUCGCGAAGAGAGAGAAAGCCAUUGCGAGCCAAAAGAGCCAGGGGACAUGUACUCUGACAAUGAAGACGACAAUCAGAGCGAUGGUGCUGGGGGAUCGGGACGGAUCCGGAACGUACUGACUCUGGAGGAGCGUGUGGCCGCCAUUCGGCAGUAUGACAUUGUGCCCAUGUACAGCAAAAUCGCUCGCAACUUUAACUGCAGCUGGGAGCAAAUCAAGAGCGUGGUGUCCAAUCGAAAAGCAAUCCUGGAGUUCCACGAGGCCACCAAUAUCCUAAGCAACAUGGUCACUAAGGACGGCGAACUACGCCGGCGAAAGCUAAACUUUUUAGGCCACUGCCUGUACGAGUAUAUCCAGAGGGCCCAGUUCUAUCUGAACAGCGACGUCAACGAGGAGCUGAUCCGCAACAAGGCCAUAGAAUUCCGCGACCUUAUGCGCAUCGAUGGCUUUACGCCAAACAAGCCCUGGAUUAAUCACUUCAAGGCCGCCUACAAUAUAUCUCUCUCGAAUCGACAGAUUACUAUUACGCGUAGACCACCGAGAUCGAUGGACCUAAGGGACAUAAUGUCCUACUGCGGACGACACACCUCGAUGGCCUGUAACUUGCUACCCAGAUCUCCGGAGCCCGCUCCGCCCACAACCAGCGAUCAAAGGGCCAUCGAACGACCUCUGUAUCGCGCAAAGACCCUGAUGAAUACUUCUUGCCAGAACCAGGCCACCUCGGAUGAGUUCCAUAUGCGACGAAAGCGUAAGAUUACGUUUCUGGAAAAGUGCCUCUACGAGUACAUCCAGCGGUCUCAGGUGCAUUCCAAUGGUCGUAUUGACAUGGACAAUCUGCGAUCCGUGGCCAUCAGUUUGAGGGACAUCUUAAAGAUCGAUAGCUUCUUCCCCGACAAGACCUGGUUCAAUCAUUUCAAGAACCACUACAACUUCACCUUCUCGGUGGGUGUUCCUGUUACCCGGCUCCUCUCGUUGGACCUCCGCGAUAUUGUCAGCUAUUGCAGUCGGCACGAACAAAGGAUAACCCUGGCCUCCAAGAAACAAGUGAAUGCCGAAGCAAAGCCAAAAACAGGAUCUAAGCCUAACACUCCCACAGAAAACGUGGACCCCGGAGACGAAGACGAUGAUGACUGUGUGGCCAUAGAAGUCCCCACUGAAUUAAUAGAAAUCAAAGAUGAAGAUGAAGAUGAGGAUAAUAAGAGUGAACCAAUCGAGACACCAAUUAAGCGAAAAAUGGAAGAUAAAACCAACCAGAGUUCCUUGAAGAUACAAAAGAUACACCACUACCCACAAGCACUUGAAGCCUUCAAUAAAGCGGAAGCUCCAGAAACUGCCCCUUCACCUAGUCCUGGUCAGGACGCAGAGGUCAGCAACGAAGCACAGCUACCAAGCUGCGUGGAGAACUACAAGGAUGCCCUGCGUCUGCUAAAGCCCCUCGAGGAUUUCGCCCUGAUGGAGGAGAACUACCGCGCCAUUGGCCUGCUCACCCAGCUGGAGAAGAUCUUCGAGACGGGAAAAAAGGCUGCCGAGAUGGGGUCUUCUGCUAAAUAAGUGUCCAGCCAAAUAUAUCAGCUUGGAGUUCAAGUUUAGAGAUAAAGUUGAUAUCUAUUGGAUACAUAUGUAAAUAAUAUUAUUAUUAUUACGUUAGAGAGAUACUAAUAGAUCCCAUAAAAAAUAGGUCUGACAUACUAAACGACUUUGUAGAAUAAUUAUUAUUCUAAAUUAUAUUUAUUAUAAUUUUUUUAAGCCUGAG